GAUCGGUGCGGGCGCAGAGCGUGGAUGGCUCGUAUGUGGCUCGUCGACAUCGUCAUGCGUCUAACUCUUCCCUACGUUUUCGUUUUCCAUUAUUUCGGAGCAGGAGUCAGAGCCGAUAUUCCGAGCCCCUGCAUCCCCCGGAAGUACGUGGAAAACAGCUUCGUGUGCGUGUGCAAUGCCACUGAUUGUCCGGAGCCCGGCCGGUUGGCUCCCCUCGACAUCCUCGACGAUUUCCUGUUCGUCGUAUCCUCCAGAGACAAAUUCCGCUUCUUCCCGGGACAGGGACUCUUCAAGCCUUUCAACCUUGCCGAGAUGGUUCGAGAAACUCCAGAUAAGACUAGCGCUACAUGUCCUCACCGAGGUGCCCCAAAGACGCUGGGAUUUACUCAUACUUCGCCUAACGUCAAAGACCCGGGGAAUGCGACACUGAUAGUGAACAAGACCGAAUUGUAUCAGGAGAUUCUGGGAUUCGGAGGAGCCAUGACAGACGCCGCUGCACUCACCAUCAAGACUCUUCCCGAAGCUGCACAGAAGCUCCUUAUCAGGUCGUAUUUCAGCGACGAUGGGAUCGGGUACAACAUCGCCCGAGUGAACAUGGGCGGCUGCGAUUUCUCUGCCCGGGGAUACACCCUCGAUGACUAUCCAGGAGACGUGAAUCUCUCGCGGUUUGCCCUCGCCGACGAGGACCUCAACUACAAGAUUCCGUUGCUGAGACAAGCGAAAUCGUUGAGAAACGACUCGCUGUUUGUGUUUGCAAGUCCUUGGACGGCACCGGCUUGGAUGAAGACGAACAAUGACCUCAUCGGGAUGGGGUCGCUCAAAACGGAAUACUAUCAACUUUGGGCUGAUUACUAUCUCAGGUUCGCAGAGGCGUAUAAGAAGGAAAACGUGAGCUUAUGGGGAGUGACGACGCAGAACGAACCGGUCGACGGGAACAUCCCCGGUUUCACGUUCAACUGCAUGGGCUGGACGGGAGAGACGCAACGAGAGUGGGUCAAGAACAAUCUGGGGCCGACUCUUCGCAAGGCCGGUUACGGGGACGUGAAAAUCAUGAUCUUCGACGAGCAGCGCAUGUUCAUGCCCAAAUGGCCCCGAGACAUCCUGAAGGAUCCCGAAGCGGCUCAGUACGUAUCGGGGAUCGCCGUCCACUGGUACACGGAUUUCAUAGCGCCUCCCGUUCUCUUGGACCUCACGCACGCGGAGUUCCCGGACUACUGGAUCCUGAGCACGGAGGCAUGCGUGGGAUUCACCGCAAAUUCCCCGCACCAAGUUCCCCUCGGGGACUGGGGACAAGCCCAGUCUUAUGCCACUGACAUCAUUCAGAACUUGAACCACUGGGUUGUGGGAUGGGUGGAUUGGAAUCUGGUCCUGAAUUUGGGAGGCGGACCGAACUGGAAGGCAAACUUCGUGGCCGCCCCCAUCGUCGUCAAUGCAAGUUCUGGGGAAUUCUACAAGAACCCAACGUACUAUGCCAUGGGUCACUUCUCCAAGUUCAUUCCUCGUGGAUCCGUUCGUAUCGGGCUCACGAUCCAGGCAGCAGACGAGAUGAAGAAGACCCUGCAGGCGACUGCGUUCAAGACUCCCGAAGAUACCAUAGUUCUCGUCGCAAUCAAUACGGACGAAGAACCAGCAUACAUGUCCAUCCAAGAAGACAAGAGAUACAUCAAUUUCCACCUCCAUGGAAAAGCCAUCGCGACCUUUGUCUGGAAGUAUACUUGAGAGAAACCAAUUACCCUGAUUCCUCAUCAACUUUCAAGAUUCUACACCUUUUGCCAAGAACACCAAUUUUGUUUUAUUCACGAGCCUACUAAUACAGAAAGACAACUUCACCGUGCUUUGUGCCUGUUUGCGACAGUGGUUCAAAGAACGCAUCAAGAACGACCAAUUUGAAGAGCUUAUGUUUCUCCUAUGGCAUAAAACUAAGAGCCACCUGCAGGUCUUCUUCCCAGGGCUGAAAAUAGCCUAAACCCAAGAAUGGGCCAAGUAUAGUGUAAGCGAGUAUGCAGUAUAGUGAGUAUCUAGGAUCAUACUCACUGCACAGCCUCCUCAUAAUUCUAAGUGGAGUAAAUGAUGUCCUAGUUAUGAUCAAUUGAAGCGAUGCACCUCCUUGAAAUGAAUUGACAGUCUUUUACCAUGUAUAAGCACGUGAAAAUAAACCUGAGAAGGCA
This is a messenger RNA of Darwinula stevensoni, 2168 nucleotides long. The record is from the annotation of a GenBank genome assembly. Lineage: Eukaryota; Metazoa; Arthropoda; Ostracoda; Podocopida; Darwinulidae.